AUGGAUGGGUUUGAAAAAUUUCUAUCAAUUCGAGGGAUCCAAAGAAUUCAAAUUCAUAGAGAUACUGAAUCAACUACUAGAAAUAAUUCUCAAAUUAGAAAUGUAAAUUUUAGAACCAAUACAAGAAAUGAAAAUUCAAGAACAAGAAGAUCAGAAAUUAUUGUUUUGAAUAAUGAUGAUGAAAUUAUAGAUCAUAGAAUUAAUGGUAUACCUAUUUCUGAUAUUAGGAAUGAAAAUGAAGUUCAAUCACCUUUAGAUUUAUUCGAUUAUGUGUUUAAUCAUAUGCAUGAAUCUGAUGAAGAAGAAUACAAUUACGAUCAUGGAAUUGAACCUGGGCAUGAACAUGAAGAUGAAAAUGAACAUGAAGAAACAGAUAUUGAUCUCGCUUUUAAUAUCAGUGGUACGCCUGGAGCUCAUGCAUUUUUCAGUAUUCCGCAAAUGAUGAAUGAUUAUGAUGAUGUAACUGAUGAUAGUGAAGAAAAUGAUGAUGAAGACGAAGACGAAGAAGAUAAUGAGGAACUUGAUUCAAAUACGCAAAAUUAUAGAACAGUACAAUAUAAUGAAUCUAAUAUUCAAGAUUAUAGAGAAGUACAAGAUAUAAAUGAUUUAAUGCUUAGUGAUGAUGAAAGAGGUAUAGUUAUUGACGAAUCAGAAAAUUCAGAUGCUGAUCAAUUUUAUAAUAGUCGAAGAGAAAGUUUUACGACACCUUCACAAAAUAAUAAUGAAUAUGAAAAAAGAAUGGAUAUUACUUCAGAAGAUAAAAAUUAUAGAUAUUCAACAAAAUCUACAACUUCUACUAUUAAACUACCUCAUAAAUUUACCAAAUCGAAUUUUAUAUUCAAUUCAUCACAGACUACAUUUAAUAAAUUUCAACAAUAUAAUGAAUUUGAUGAUGAUUUCUUUAUAUUAAAAAAUUCACCGGAAAUAAAUUUUGAAAAUAGUUUAAACUUAAAAAAAAUUGGUAGAAUUAGUUUAAAAGAAAUUGUGAAGUCCAAAAGGUAUAAAAAUAAUUUAUCAUGUAAUAUAACUUCAGAUAAUAAAGACUAUUUGGCCAUAGGCUUAAAUUCAGAAAUCAUCAUUUAUAAAUACAAUCCAAUUACAAAUUUACCUUUUGAAAAUUGUUGUUUAAGAUUUAAUACAAAACCAAGUUAUACAUCAAGUACAGAUAGAUCAAUCUCAACAUGGCCAUAUUUCCCACAUACUAUAAAUUAUAUGAAAAGCGGAGAAUUUAAUGGUAAACAAAUUAUAUGUUCUUGUAUUGAUGAUGGAUUUUUAUUAAUUUGGGAAGUUGAUACUUUAGUUAAAUAUAUUGAGAAAAAUGAAACUAGUAAGAAGAAAGAUUUUAACGAAGUUAUAAAACCAAAGUAUAAAAUUAAACUAAGUGCAUCGUUAUGGGGAGUUGACUUCAAAGAAAAUAUAAUUGUUGCUUCUGAUAAUUCUCAAAGUUGUGUAUUAUUAUAUUAUCACUCAAAGGACGAAAAAUUUUAUCAUGUUAAAACUCAUCAAAUUUUGCAUAACAUACCAGAUAUUUCCAUUUUGAAAAUAAAUAAAAAUAUAAUUCAAGUUUCAUGUGCUUCAAUUUCGGGAGAAGUAGUCAUAUUUGAAUUCAAAUUUAAGUUCGUUGAAGGACCAUUAUAUAUAGAAGAAAUUAAUUAUAAUAGGAAAAAACAAUUAUAUUAUACUGAUCCAAUAGUGGAAACAAUGGAAAAUCAAGAACAACCAAGAUCAUCAAAUUUUUGUGAAUAUAAUUUUGAAAGAAUUAAAUUUUUAGAACCCAUAGUAAUAUCAAGAAUAGUUUUAGGUGAAGACUGCUGGACAGUUAAUCACAUUAAUUCAAAAUGGUUUUUACAAGUUAAUUCAUUACAAAAUGUAUUUGGUGAUUCUACAAUAAAAGAAGAUGAUGAAAUUAAUAGAAUUUUAAAUGAAAGUAUGGCAUUGGAUAAUAAUGAGGAAAUUGAAGAUCACCACAACGAUUCAACUUCACUGAUUCAUUUGGGUAGUUCUUCAAAUUAUCAAUUUUUCCAAAGUGAAACUAUUGCAUUUUGUAAUAUCCAUAAAUGCUUACCACAUGAUAGUUCAAAAUUUACAAAUAUAAAUGAUGAAUACAGAAGACUUCAUAAACAAUAUAAACUACAGCAACAACAACAACAAAACAAAAAUUAUCAAAAUGAAGAUUCUAAUUUUUUAAUAGUUUCAACGGGGAAGAAAUUAGGGUUAUUCAAUAUUCCAUCAUUAUUUAGUCCCUGUGCCACCAAAACAAUAUUCAAUAAUGAUUUACCAGAUGAUGGAGAAACAGCUCAUGCAAAUAGAUUAUCAAUACUUUCCAUAAUUCCAGAAUUAUCUUGUAUUAUAGCAGUUUCUCAAAAGGGACUUGUAACAAUAAUGAGAUUAUGUACAUAUAGAGGCAUAUAUGGUAUGAGACAAGAAUAUGUUUUUCCGAAUGUUCACGAUUUACUUAAUGGUGAUGAUAAUGAGUAUAGAUCUAUUAUUGGAUUAAGCAUAAGGAAAAAAUUUAUUGAUAAAUCUACUUAUAUUUUGAAUAUUGUUUAUAAUGAUGGGUUAUUACUUGCAUAUGAGUUAAGUUAA
Lodderomyces jiufengensis is the source of this 2586-nucleotide messenger RNA. RefSeq lists its product as uncharacterized. Bases 1 to 2586 code for a protein of 861 amino acids. Gene Ontology annotation, molecular function: protein binding. Lineage: Eukaryota; Fungi; Ascomycota; Pichiomycetes; Serinales; Debaryomycetaceae. The transcript has a single exon. The record is from RefSeq and is a predicted model, not a curated record.